Armigeres subalbatus is the source of this 584-nucleotide messenger RNA. Its product is annotated as adenosine 5'-monophosphoramidase HINT1-like. The coding region runs from base 132 to 515 and encodes 127 amino acids. Gene Ontology annotation, biological process: purine ribonucleotide catabolic process. The record is from RefSeq and is a predicted model, not a curated record. The transcript is spliced from 2 exons. NCBI's taxonomy places the organism in Eukaryota, Metazoa, Arthropoda, Insecta, Diptera, Culicidae. Gene Ontology annotation, molecular function: hydrolase activity. Gene Ontology annotation, cellular component: nucleus; cytoplasm.
CAUUGCUUUAUUUCGUUUCGGUCUGCGUCAUUGUGAACGAGAUUGUGAACUCGGGAGUCGGGAACUGCCGGUUGACUUUGCAGUUUUAUGUGUUUAUCAAAUUUAUCGGCAUAUAAAAAGUUUUAGUCAUCAUGACUGAUGAAGUAGCUAAAGCCCAAGAAGCGGAUGCGACCGCUGAGGAUACCAUUUUUGGAAAAAUCCUUCGCAAGGAAAUUCCUUGCAAAUUCAUCUACGAAGAUGACAAAUGCGUCGCAUUUCACGAUAUCUGCCCUCAGGCUCCGGUGCACUUUCUGGUAAUUCCGAAGAAAACGAUUUCCCAAUUGUCGAAAGCCAGCGACGAAGAUGAAGCUUUGCUGGGCCAUUUGAUGCUGGUGGGAAGAAAGGUUGCCGUUGAGCAAGGCCUGGGGGAGGGUUUCCGUGUCGUCAUUAAUGAUGGAAAGAACGGUGCCCAAUCCGUUUAUCACCUGCAUUUGCACUUUCUAGGCGGUCGACAGAUGAAAUGGCCACCGGGUUAAUGUUCUAUUUCAAUCAUUGCAUUGUUGAUUAUUAUUCAAUAAACUGAUGCUUCUUAACAAAAAAAAAAA